CUUGAUCUCCGUUGUAAGAAAUCUGAGCUGGACUAGAGAGACACAGAAUACAUGCUCAACACACUUACACUCCAGGCACGUCAGAUAAAUGAGCUGAAGGCAAUCACACACAGGAGUACAGGAGUGAAGGAGGACAGAAGAAGCCAGAGGGAAACCCUGGCUGGCAGAAGUCACUCUCCUAAGAAACUGGCGGCAUUUGUACAGCGGGGAUCUGAUCGCUGAUGAUUCAUAGAAGAUAGGCUCAUUGGACUUAGAAGUGGAAAGGACAUCACUUUAAUGAGGAGAAAAUAGCAACCUAUAGAGGCAUCUCCAUUCAGUUAAAGAAGAAAAGUUAAGGAAGUACUUCAGAGUUGGAGAGAGUAAUAUGGAUCCAGAGGAGUUUCCUCCUCCACCACCUGAAGUUCUAGAAAAUGAGUUAAAAAGUGCUACUAAUAAUGAUGAAGAGGAGGAAGGAGAACAAUUUGAUUUUGACAGUGGAGAUGAAAUUCCAGAAGCUGAUAGACAAGCACUUCUACCUUCAUCUGAAUCUGACUCCAGAGGUGAUGCUGAAAAUAAAGAAGUUCCAUCCACAGGAGACAGUAAUGAAGCUGGAGGAGACAAUUUGCAAGUUGCAGAAGCUGGUAAACUAGCUGUACCCAUGAAAGUAAAUCCCUAUUCAGUUAUCAAUAUUACACCAUUCCAGGAGAAGGAGCAAUUGUCGCCAGAUCUAAGUGCUGAAGAAGAAAGUUCAAGCCCCAGUGUGCCAAGUGUUUAUUCCGUUCCUGUGCCUUGUGGUUAUGCAGUUCCCUCCAAUUUACCACUCAUACUUCCAGCCUACUCUAGCCCCAUCAUCAUUCGCACUCUCUCUGUGGAUGAAGAAGUAGAUACACAGGAGAUGACAGAAGAGUCCCAUUUCAAUUCUUUAAGUUCAGAGGAUCCUCCAAACAGUGAAGAACAGGUUAAUAAAGAAGACAGUCCUCUAGCCAAGUGGGUUGCAGAUCCUGCCAAUACAGCAUGGAUGGAAAACCCAGAAGAAGUGAUUUAUGAUGAUGUUCCAAGAGAAAAUUCAGACUCAGAACCAGAGGAAAUGAUUUAUGAUGAUGUUGAGAAUGGGGAUGAAGGUGGAAACAGCUCUUUGGAUUAUGGGUGGAGUUCAAGUGAAUUUGAAAGCUAUGAAGAGCAAAGUGAUUCAGAGUGCAAAAAUGGGAUUCCCAGCUCCUUUUUGCGAGGCAACCACAAAAAACAACUGUCUCAUGACCUAACCCGUUUAAAGGAGCACUAUGAAAAAAAGAUGAAAGAUUUGAUGGCAAACACUGUGGGAGCAGUAGAGAUUCAGCAACUAAAGCAAAAACAUGAGCUGAAGAUGCAAAAACUCAUGCGGGCGGCAAAAGAAGGUACCAAAGAUGGCCUCGAAAAAACCAAAGCUGCUGUAAAGAAAGGCCGCUCUUUCAUCCGGACAAAAUCAUUUGUUUCUAAUGAACACAGAUCUUGUCUUCAAGAAGAAGAGUUGAAUUUAUUUAUUGAUGUUGAUUGUGUGCACACAGAGGCAAUUAUGACCCCAAUGCCUGAAGGUUUAUCCCAGCAGCAGGUUGUAAGAAGAUAUAUUUUGGGUUCAGUUGUUGAUAGUGAAAAAAACUAUGUGGAUGCUCUUAAAAGGAUUUUGGAGCAAUAUGAGAAGCCACUUUCAGAGAUGGAACCAAAGGUUUUGAGUGAAAGGAAACUAAAGAUGGUGUUUUAUCGCAUUAAGGAAAUCCUUCAGUGUCAUUCUAUGUUCCAGAUUGCUUUGGCCAGUCGGGUAUCAGAAUGGGAUUCCAUUGAAAUGAUUGGAGAUGUCUUUGUUGCUUCGUUUUCCAAAUCCAUGGUACUGGAUGCUUACAGUGAAUAUGUGAAUAAUUUUAGUACAGCCGUGGGAAUUCUCAAGAAAACAUGUGCUACCAAGCCAGCUUUUCUGGAUUUUUUGAAGCAGUGCCAAGAAUCAAGUCCUGAUCGAAUUACCCUCUAUGGUUUGAUGAUGAAGCCAAUACAACGCUUUCCACAGUUUAUUCUCCUCCUCCAGGACAUGUUGAAGAAUACCACAAAAGGACAUCCUGACAGGCUACCCCUGCAGAUGGCGCUUACAGAGCUUGAAACAUUAGCGGAGAAGCUCAAUGAAAGGAAAAGAGAUGCGGAUCAGAGAUGCGAAAUCAAACAGAUAGCCAAAGCCAUAAACGAAAGAUACCUGAACAAGCUUCUCAGCAGUGGCAAUAGAUACCUCAUUCGUUCCGAUGACAUGGUAGAAACGGUUUAUAAUGACAAAGGAGAAAUUGUCAAAACCAAAGAACGUCGACUCUUCAUGUUGAAUGAUGUGUUAAUGUGUGCUACUGUUAGUGCCCGCACUUCACAUGAAAGCAGCGGGGCUAUAUCAACAAGCCAAAGAUACUUAUUAAAAUGGAGUGUUCCUCUCGGACAUGUAGAGGUCAUAGAAUACAGCAGUGGUCAAGGCCAAGGAGAAAAUAGUAGAUACCCCCAAGCACAUUCAACGGAAAGCAUUAUUGUGGUCGCCAAUGCUAAGCCGCACAAACUUUACAUGGGGCCAGGACAACUGUACCAUGAUUUACAGAAUUUGUUACAUGACUUGAAUGUAGUUGGUCAAAUCAGUCAAUUGAUAGGAAACCUUAAAGGAAACUAUCAGAACUUAAAUCAGUCAGUGGCCCUUGACUGGACAUCAGGUUUACAAAAGCUUAUCAUGAAAAAAGAAGAUGAAAUCCGAGCAGCUGAUUGCUGUCGAAUUCAGUUGCAGCUCCCAGGGAAACAAGACAAGUCUGGACGGCCUACUUUCUUUACAGCUGUGUUUAAUACAUUUACCCCUGCCAUCAAACAAUCUUGGAUCAACAACUUACAGAUGGCUAAGCUUGCCCUGGAGGAGGAGAACCAUCUGGGCUGGUUUUGUGUGGAAGAUGACGGGAAUCAGAUAAAAAAGGAGAAACACCCCCUUCUUGUUAAACACAUGCCAGUGAUGGUGGCCAAACAGCAGGAGUUUAAGAUUGAAUGUGCUGCUUAUAAUCCAGAGCCUUACCUUGGCAAUGAAACUGAGCCAGAUUCAUUUUCCAUGCAGCAUGGAUUUCUAUGGAUUGGUAGCUGUACUAAUCAGAUGGGCCAAAUAGCCAUCAUCUCAUUUCAACAUUCCAGCCCCAAAGUGAUUGAAUGCUUCAAUGUAGAGUCACGAAUUCUUUGUAUGGUGUACAUUCCAGUGGAUGAAAAACAUAAAGAGUCCAAUGUCACCUCUGAUUCUGAAACUGUGGCUGGAAAAACAUCAGAUGUACCUACUAUUUGUCUAGGCACAGAAGAAGGGAGCAUUUCUAUUUAUAAAAGUAGUCAAGGCUCAAAGAAGGUGCGACUUCAACACUUUUUCACACCUGAGAAGUCUACUGUCAUGAGCCUAACUUGCACAUCACAGUAUCUCUAUGCUGGCCUUGUCAAUGGGAACGUUGCUGUCUACACCAAAACAGAAGAUGGAUCCUGGAAUUCUGAACCUCAAAAAGUCAUCAAAUUAGGUGUCCUGCCAGUUAGAAGUCUACUAAUGAUGGAAGAUACGAUAUGGGCAGCAUCCGGUGGACAAGUUUUUAUCAUCAGUAUUGAGACUCAUUCUAUAGAGAACCAUCUAGAGGCCCAUCAAGAGGAGGGAAUGGUGAUCUCUCACAUGGCAGUUGCUGGAGUUGGCAUCUGGAUUGCUUUUACAUCUGGUUCUACUCUCCGUCUUUUUCACACAGAGACACUAAAACAUCUCCAGGACAUCAACAUAGCUACUCCUAUUCAUCAUAUGUUGUCAGGACAACAGCGAGUAUCUGUCACUAGUCUGCUGGUGUGUCAUGGCUUAUUAAUGGUUGGGACAAAUCUGGGAAUCAUCGUAUCACUACCAGUUCCUCGUUUGCAAGGAAUUCCCAAAGUGACUGGCAGAGGAAUGGUUUCAUACCAUGCACAUAAUGGCCCUGUGAAAUUUCUUGUUAUGGCUACAGCUUUAAACAAGAAAAAUAAAGGUCACUCCAGAAACAGUCUGCUCCCCAACUCUGAAGCUCAGGAUGAAGACCAGAAGGACAUCCUUCCAAAUGAGGUAUCUAACUCCUGUCUAAGUCAGAGCACCCAUGACAACGCAGUUUGGUUAGGGGACUCAGUGGGAUCCAUUACCCAAAAAAGUGACCUGUCGUCCUCAUCUGGAUCAUUAACCUUGUCUCACGGAUCCAGUUCUUUGGAGCAUGGGCCAGAGGACAGCACCAUUUAUGAGCUCUUGAGAGAUCCCAAUAUUGCACUUCAUAAAGGGAAGAGCCACCACUUCAAGAAAACAAAGGCAAGCUCAGUAUUAGUCAUCUGCGGAGGACAGGGGCACCGAAGGGUGAAUAAGAAAACCAAGCAACAGCGGCAAGAUGAUCUGGUUUCCUCUGUUAUGGUCUGGCAGAUUCCUCUGUUAAAUAUAUAAAAGGGAAUGCAGCAUACUCAGCAGUCAUGGAGUUUGCAAUUGAGGAUAACUUUGUAACUAAAUCAUAGAAUCCAUGAUUUAGACUGUGUCGAC
Molecule: messenger RNA, 4525 nt
Organism: Dromiciops gliroides (monito del monte)
Lineage: Eukaryota; Metazoa; Chordata; Mammalia; Microbiotheria; Microbiotheriidae
Gene: ARHGEF10
Product: Rho guanine nucleotide exchange factor 10
Exons: 30
Coding region: 365-4432 (1355 amino acids)
Biological process (GO): actin cytoskeleton organization; mitotic spindle assembly; positive regulation of stress fiber assembly
Cellular component (GO): centrosome
Molecular function (GO): guanyl-nucleotide exchange factor activity; protein binding
Source: RefSeq, a predicted model, not a curated record